Molecule: messenger RNA, 2331 nt
Organism: Cladocopium goreaui
Lineage: Eukaryota; Dinophyceae; Suessiales; Symbiodiniaceae
Source: the annotation of a GenBank genome assembly
AUGAAGUGCUUCAAACAUGUCCUUGUAGAUGUGAAAUUGGGGUAUAGCCAUAUGUUGGGCACCUGGCAUGCCCUGCACCUUUGGGCAUUCAAGACACACCAACCAACUUGUCCAGUGGACAAAUGCCCGAUUCCAUGCAGCAAUUUCUUGAUCAGAACACUUUCCCUCUCAAUACCGUGCUUUGUGUCGCUUGUCGUCAUGAACGCUUUCAUGAAGCUGAUGUUCUUUACUGCAUGUUUGCUGUUUGCCAAAGGUGUUUCGAGCGAGGACAGCUGUGAUGCUGCUGCGUCCAGCCGUGUGCUAUUGCAGAAGACGGUGGCCAAGAGCGAACUUGCGACUGCAGCGGCGUUCAACUGGAAGUUGGCUGGUCCAGGUGAAUCAUGCGACGUUGGCUGCGCAAGCUAUGGGAUGUUCUGUCAUGGCUCGCAGAUCUUUUCCGUGGACAGCGCUCAGCAGGUGAUUGCUGCUGCCCAGGAAGCGGGACUGACAUGCAACGGCACAGCAGGCUGGGGCUAUGAGAACAUGCCUGCUAUUUGCAGCGAUGCGUCCUGUUGUGGUGGCAACUGUGUUGGUAUUUGCGCCUAUGGCAUCCAAUUGACGAACAGCUGUGGUGGAAACGCGGGCGGAAGCUAUUCCCGGCUCUGCCCAUGUGGCAACGAAGCAGAAGUCACCACGACCACAACUACCGCGCCCACCGUCAUCGUGGCAAAGUCAAAACCUCCGGGCUUUGAACGAAGUCUGUUUCUUCUGCCAGCUGAGCCCAUGCUGAUGCUCGAGGGCAGUUUCCCUGGCCACGAGGCAACGAUCCCGGCGGCCUCAAAGACUGGCAAGGAGCCUGCCAUCCUCAGUGGAAUUUCGGAUGCUGCUGCUGAAGAUUUUGUGAAAAGUUUCCAACCUGAGACCACCUUCAUGGUUGGUGCAGCUCAAAGCAUGCCUGGUCUUGCCAACACUGUCCAAUUGGAGGCGACAAGCCCAUGUUCGGCAUCGCUGGUGCUGGCGAAACACUUUUGGCCCGAGACUUCCAAGGCGGUGGUGGCGAAAUGUGACAACUACGCAGCUGCUUUGAUGGCGGCUCCAUUGGCUGCGCAGCAGUCUGUGCCUCUGAUCUUGGAUGAUGGCAGCGAUUUGACGUCCAUCUUUACCGAGCUGAAGAUCACUGAUGUCACCUACGUUGGAUCAGACGGAUGGUCAUUUGGCGGCGUGACCGUCUCGACGUUGCACACGGCGGGGGAUGUCUUCAACGCCUUGGGCAAACCGGAGUACUUGGCGGUGGUGAACCCUGCAGACCAAAGCAUGUCGCCAUUCCAGUCCCUGUCUGCACUGGCUCCCAUGCUAGCAACACUUCGGAACGGGGCAGUCCUUCCCCUCGAGGGGGACAUCUCGGCGGCUGCGGCCAAGGACCAGAUUCAACGGCACGUGGCUGCCCAUGGAAUGCCCAAAUUCCUGGCCCUGGUGGGAGGGCCGCAGGCCAUCCCCUUGCACUGUGAGACAGGCACACUUUUCUUCGAAGAGAAGUGUCGCGAUGCUCCUUACGGUGAUUUGGAUGAGGACAUGUUCAUGGAUGUGGCCUUGGGUCGUGUGGUGGCCCGAGAUUUGAGCUCUGGCAGCUUAUUGGUUUCUCGCAUUGCCAACUAUGAGUAUGUCCGUGAUCCAGAAUCAGAGGGAAAGUACGCCAUGGGUGGCAAAUUAAAAUCCUCUGCGGAUACGUGGCGUCCAGCCCUGGAGAAUGUGGGAUUUGCAGCCCCUGAGAUUGUGGAAUAUUUGGACAUCCUCAAGCUCAAGAAGCUUCAUGUUUCAGCCUUCCUGCACCUUGAUCAUGCGGGGGCUGGUGGCAUGGGGCACUCUUUCAGCUAUGCCUCAGAGGUUCUCUUCUCUCCUUCCAUCUUCAGCUCAGGUGGAUGUUCAACCGCUGGCUUCGACAAAUUGUCAGAUCCCAAAGACUCUGUGGUCCUCACUUUGCUCCACUACGGUGCAGUGGGUUUUCUGGGUGGCCCGCGGAAUGCUAUCACAGGCUCUGGCUUGGUGCACUCGACCUUCUGGAAUCAGAUUGCAUUGAAGAAGACCAUGGGAGAAGCCUUCAAAGAUGGUUGGAACAACAUUGCCGUAAAUUUCCAAGAUCAACCAGGUGAAGAGGUGAUCGCCAAGUACGUCAUGAUGAACAUCGCCCUCUUCGGGGAUCCCGCCUUCCAGCUCUUCAUCCCCGGCACGCCGCGGGAGACGCCCGCGGAGGUGAAGUUGGAGAAUGGCCUGCUGGUGGCAUCCGGACCUGAAAGGUGGACCAAGCAUAAGGCGGCACCGGCAUGGCAACGGCUAAAAAUGGCAAAUUCAUAG